Messenger RNA from Colossoma macropomum (tambaqui), 939 nucleotides. Its product is annotated as olfactory receptor 10J4-like. Gene Ontology annotation, molecular function: olfactory receptor activity; G protein-coupled receptor activity. Lineage: Eukaryota; Metazoa; Chordata; Actinopteri; Characiformes; Serrasalmidae. The record is from RefSeq and is a predicted model, not a curated record. The transcript has a single exon. Bases 1 to 939 code for a protein of 312 amino acids. Gene Ontology annotation, biological process: G protein-coupled receptor signaling pathway. Gene Ontology annotation, cellular component: membrane.
AUGGAUUAUUCUACUAAUGUUACAUACUUAACUCUGGAAGGACAUGUAGAGCUGGAGAAGUACAGAUAUGUUUAUUUUGUAUUUGCUUUCACUGCCUACUUGUUGAUUGUUUGCUUUAAUACUGUUGUUCUUUUUGCCAUAUGCAUAAACAAACAACUGCAUGAGCCGAUGUACAUAUUUGUUGCGGCUUUGCUUUUUAAUGCUCUUUUUGGAGCAACUGCACUUUUACCUAAACUGCUGAGUGAUUUACUGUCUGAAAGACAAGUUGCUUCUCUCCAAGCUUGUACAUUUCAGGCCUUUUUUAUUUACACAUAUGGUGUUUCAGAGUUUGCUCUGUUAUCAGCUAUGGCCUAUGACAGAUAUGUGUCCAUAUGUAGACCAUUACAAUAUGCAACUCUCGUAAAAAAGUCCACGGUCAAGAAACUAUUAUUUUGCUGUUGGUUUGUGCCUUCCUGUGAAAAUGGUGUGGGAGUAAUACUAACUCACCGACUUCAGUUAUGCAAGCUUAAAAUGCACAGAAUAUAUUGUGACAAUUACUCAAUUGUUAAAUUAAGUUGUGGAGACAUAUCUGUAAACAAUUCAUAUGGGCUCUUUGUUUUAACUGUCGCUGUUUUUCCACCAGUGAUCUUCAUAGUCUACUCAUAUGUUAGAAUACUUGAUGUCUGUUUAAAGAAUUCAAAAGAUUUCAGAAGAAAAGCUCUACAGACCUGCUUUCCACACCUUUUAAGUUUUAUCAGUUUCACUGUUACCUCAUGUUUUGAAGUGAUAGGCAGCAGAUUUGAAGCAAACAUACCCCCAAUUUUUUCCAUGAUCAUGUCUGUUGAAAAUAUGAUUAUUCCUCCUUUAAUCAACCCUAUUAUAUAUGGACUGAAACUGCAGGAGAUUCUCAAUAGGAUCAACAGAAUGAUUUGGAAAAGGAAGACUCACAUAUCUUUUUAG